CUUUGAAACGUAUGUUGAACUUCAAUGUUCCUCCGGUUAAAAACAGCACAGGAGAACCCGUAUGGAAGGUUCUCAUUUAUGACAGAUUCGGCCAAGAUAUAAUCUCACCAUURCUGUCAGUGAAAGAGUUGAGAGACAUGGGGAUCACUUUGCAUCUGCUUUUGCAUUCAGAUCGAGAUGCUAUUCCAGAUGUUCCAGCUGUUUAUUUUGUAAUGCCAACAGAAGAAAAUAUUGACAGAAUGUGCCAGGAUCUUCGAAAUCAACUUUAUGAAUCAUAUUAUUUAAACUUUAUUUCUGCCAUUUCAAGAAGUAAACUGGAAGAUAUUGCAAAUGCUGCUAUAGGUGCUAAUGCAGUAACGCAGGUGGCUAAGGUGUUUGACCAGUAUCUCAAUUUUAUUACUUUGGAAGAUGAUAUGUUUAUAUUGUGUAACCAAAACAAAGAGCUUGUUUCAUAUCGUGCCAUUAACAGACCAGAUAUAACCGACACCGAAAUGGAAACGAUAAUGGACACUAUUGUUGAUAGUCUCUUCUGUUUCUUUGUUACACUUGGAGCUAUUCCUAUAAUCAGAUGCUCAAGAGGAACUGCAGCUGAAAUGGUGGCAGUGAAAUUAGAUAAGAAGCUUAGAGAGAAUCUGAGAGAUGCCAGGAACAGUCUUUUUACGGGUGACACGCUUGGAGCUGGCCAGUUCAGCUUCCAAAGGCCCCUAUUAGUCCUUGUUGACAGAAACAUAGAUUUAGCAACUCCUCUACAUCAUACUUGGACAUACCAAGCUUUAGUGCAUGAUGUACUGGAUUUCCAUUUAAAUAGAGUUAACUUGGAAGAAUCAGCAGGAACAGAAAGUUCUCCAGCAGGUGCUAGACCUAAGAAAAAAAAUAAGAAGUCCUAUGACUUAACCGCAUCUGACAAGUUCUGGCAAAAGCAUAAAGGCAGUCCUUUUCCAGAGGUAGCCGAGUCUGUUCAGCAGGAACUGGAGUCCUACAGAGCUCAGGAAGAUGAAGUCAAAAGGCUUAAGAGCAUCAUGGGUAUAGAAGGGGAGGAUGAAGGAGCAAUCAGUAUGCUCUCAGAUAACACUGCCAAGCUAACGUCAGCUGUGAGCUCACUUCCAGAACUGCUGGAAAAGAAGAGACUCAUUGAUCUCCAUACGAAUGUUGCGACUGCUGUUUUGGAGCAUAUAAAGACUCGGAAGCUGGAUGUGUAUUUUGAAUAUGAGGAAAAAAUAAUGAGCAAAUCCACUCUGGAUAAAUCCCUGCUGGACAUGAUUUCAGACCCAGAUGCAGGAACUCCAGAAGACAAAAUGAGAUUGUUUCUUAUCUAUUACAUCAGCUCAGCGCAGGCUCCUUCCGAGGUUGACCUGGAGCAGUAUAAAAAGGCGUUGCUGGAUGCCGGGUGUAAUCUUGCUCCUCUGAGCUACAUAAAGCAGUGGAAGGCUUUCACUAAGAUGGCCUCGGCUCCCACCAGCUAUGGAAACACUACACCUAAACCGCUGGGUCUGUUUUCACGUGUUAUGAACACAGGAUCACAGUUUGUGAUGGAAGGAGUGAAGAACUUGGUACUGAAACAACAGAAUCUACCAGUCACGCGCAUACUGGACAACCUUAUGGAAAUGAAGUCAAACCCAGAGACAGAUGACUACAGGUAUUUUGACCCCAAGAUGCUCCGAGGUAGUGACAGUUCAGUUCCAAGAAACAAAAAUCCAUUCCAGGAGGCAAUAGUAUUUGUAGUUGGAGGAGGCAACUAUAUUGAAUAUCAAAAUCUUGUUGACUACAUAAAGGGUAAACAAGGCAAGCACGUGCUGUAUGGCUGCAGUGAACUCUUCAAUGCUGCACAGUUUAUAAAGCAGUUGUCCCAACUUGGCCAGAAGUAAGACCGAAACACCAUUACCUGGAUGGCAGCAUGACAACAAAGACUUGUUAAAACACUCAGCUAUCUUCAUAUCUAUAAUUCUGUCAUUACAUUAAAACUUAAACAGUUCCAUUAAUUUGAUAUUUUUUUAAAAAGAUCUGUACUUAACAUAGUGUAUAACAACAUUUCAAAAAUAAAUCUUUAAAUAUGCUAUAUUUUUGAUGGAGGUCAGUGUCACAUUAUCACUUUCUAAAUGGAGUAUUAUCUAUGCCCUAUGACAGAGUGAGCUGCAAAGUUUAACAUUCUUGGGAUCUUGUAUAUAGUUGUAAAAUAAAAACAGUAAUUUGAAGAAAAAAGUCAAAUCUUAUUUUAGGAGACAUGUCCUUACUGAUAGGCCAGGCCAUCUUUAUUUAACAAAAUGGAAGAAGACAGCUGAGUUUUAGGACCACAGCUGAGCAGCCUUAGCAUGAGACAAGUUCUGCUUCUAGGUGUUUUCCCUUCAGUAUCUACCAAAGCCUUAUAUUGUCUUUGGAUUUGUUCGGUCUUCAGCUUAAUCGUCUGAAGUUGUACUUGAAGUCACUUCACUACACUUUUCUGAUACAGUAAUUGAGCUGUUUUUGUUGAGGUUGAAUAUCUGUAUUUGUUUGCCUGCCUACCUGCCUACGUCCUAAACUUGUGAAAACUGUAAUACUUUUUUUUUCCCCCUGUAUUUUUAUUGCUACUACUCUGGGCGUUCUGGAAAGUAACUAAGCCACACUCCAGCAAAAACUCCUAACUUGUAUAUGCACACAUUUAAAAUACUCUUUUUCUCAGUUUCAUUAGGAAGAGCUGGUUUACAUGCAGACAGCAAAUCUUUGGGCAUAAGUAAUGAUAGCUCUGGAGAUUAUAGGUAAGGAAUUUAAAGAAGGUAACACAAUUACUUUACAGUGCCUCUCUGCCUCUAAAAAUAUCCCCCCAGAAAAUUGCACUGCUACAGGUGAGGCAAUAAUAGAGCAUACUCUAGGUGAAGCCUGCUCUACUCAAGGAAGCAUUGAACUGUGUAUUAACAAAAUGUGAAAUUAUAAGAGUUACUGACCUUGUAGAAAUUUUUGCAGUAUUCCUCCUCAGAUGAAGUUUAAUGUUAAUUUUGGUUUAGAGGCAAUAUUCUUUUCCACUUGGAGUUAUUUUAAAACUUCUAUWUAAGAAAUGCAGCUGAUCUUAAAAGUAUCCCAAUAAAGGCAUAAUUUAAAUUAUAUUAUCCAAAACUAAUUAUACUUUUAAUUACCCUAGCAGAGCACUGCAAACUGCUCUGCAAUACUAACUUCACUAAUACAAUAAAUUUAUUUAUGCUGAUAUUAAUUAUAGUUCUUAUGUGAGCACUCUCCAAUGGUUCAGCCAGCUAGAGGACUCACUGUUUCAAAGRUGGCUCAUUAUUCUUCUAAUUCCCUAACGUGCAUGAUAAUUACAUGCACACUGUGUUUGCUAAACAAAGUCAAGGGCAUUUGGAAAAGAAAAUGAUGUUUAAGGUGGUUCUUGUUUUCUGUCAGAGUUGGUUCCAGGAGCUUGAAAUAAUCCCUGUAAAAAUGAGUUUAAAGCAGAGCUUGAACUUCACAGCUGUCACCUACGUUCUGGGAAAGCUGCAGCUUCUCAGGACAAAGAACUAGCAACCUGAGCUAAUGCUAUUUUUUGGUGAACAUCCUAUUUAACCUGAGAACUCCCCUUCUCUUGAUACRUGUUUCUGAGUUCUACACUCAGUUGCAGACAGCUGCGUCGUGACCAGGUGAGAGCUGGGG
Nothoprocta perdicaria is the source of this 3615-nucleotide messenger RNA. It is a transcript of the gene SCFD1, whose product is annotated as sec1 family domain containing 1. Lineage: Eukaryota; Metazoa; Chordata; Aves; Tinamiformes; Tinamidae. The coding region runs from base 12 to 1865 and encodes 617 amino acids. The transcript is spliced from 24 exons. Gene Ontology annotation, cellular component: Golgi membrane; cytosol. Gene Ontology annotation, biological process: endoplasmic reticulum to Golgi vesicle-mediated transport; intracellular protein transport. Gene Ontology annotation, molecular function: syntaxin binding. The record is from RefSeq and is a predicted model, not a curated record.